Tachyglossus aculeatus (Australian echidna) is the source of this 5503-nucleotide messenger RNA. Its product is annotated as ATP-binding cassette sub-family A member 9-like. The transcript is spliced from 39 exons. The record is from RefSeq and is a predicted model, not a curated record. Bases 393 to 5180 code for a protein of 1595 amino acids. Gene Ontology annotation, biological process: transmembrane transport; lipid transport. Lineage: Eukaryota; Metazoa; Chordata; Mammalia; Monotremata; Tachyglossidae. Gene Ontology annotation, molecular function: lipid carrier activity; ABC-type transporter activity; ATP binding. Gene Ontology annotation, cellular component: intracellular membrane-bounded organelle; membrane.
CAAGUCAUCACGUGACCGGUUCAUUUUGGCAGCCUGACGUAAUUGAGAACACGAUCCCUUUUAGAAGCAAGGCUGAAUAGGCACUGACAAGAAUAAGCAAACAUUUAAGACAUUACGCACACGAGACAGUGAAAGGAUUUUGAACGGAUUUCCCGGUCUCUAAGAGACAAAUGGAUUAGCAACAGUUUAUCGAGAUUCCUUGUCCUUCUCCAGCCCGUCUGACGACCCUAUCGCAUUUGCUGGCUCAUCGCCCUUCCAAAAGAGCUUCCUUCGCCACUAAGAAAUGAUAUACUGGCUGAAGAAUACAGCAGAGAAGAACCAAUUCCAAAGCGGCUAUCAAAAGGGACAGUAGCUGGUUUCAGAUCCAGCUCUCUGACCUUUGCAGAGCCGAAAUGAGUAAGCAGAAGAUAAGCUUGUGUCGGCAAACCAGGGCCCUUCUGUGGAAGAAUUUGCUUGUCAAAUGGAGGGUAAAGAAGGAGUGCUUAUUGGAAUGGUCAUUCCCCCUGGCCCUAUUACUGCUGCAGCUGACAUUCAUUUCAGUAUUUCCGGAACUGAAGCUGUUCCCUGAACUUCCUUCCCAAGACCUCGGAAGCAUCGAUGCAUUCAGUGACACGCACUUUGUAUGUGCCUAUACGCCACUCACCCCGACGACAGAAGCGAUCAUGAAGAUAAUGGCCACUGCUUCUUUUAUGAAAGACGCAGAAGUCAUUCCCGUUGAAGAUCUAGAAACCCUGGAUACAUACUCUCAGGAAAAUCAUUCUGAGGUUGUGGGAAUCAUCUUUAAAGAUACCUUCUCCUAUCAGCUGAAGUUUAACUGGGCUUAUAGAGUCCCAUUCACCAAUGAAUUCAUGGAUCAUUCAGCUCAUUGCUCAGAGUUCCAAGAAGGAGUUUUCAAAUGUAUGAUUUCGACAUUUUGGAACUAUGGUUUUAUUCCUUUCCAAGCUAGCCUUAAUGCCGCAAUUAUAGAAGUCACAACCAAUCACUCAGUGAUGAAGGAUUUGAUGUCCAUUAAUGGGAUCACUAUGAAAGUCGAAUCGUUCAUUGCUCAGCAUGGAGUUAUGUAUGAUUUCUGCAUUUUCUUCUCCGUGAUUUCAUUCUCCCCCUUCACCUACUUUCUGUCACUCCAUGUCACCCGGGAGAGAAAAAGGCGUAAGGAGUUGAUGAAGUUGAUGGGUCUUAAGGAUACUGCCUUCUGGCUGUCGUGGGGUGUGCUGUAUGCUGGUUUUGUCUCCGUCAUAGCCACCCUUCUGGCGCUGUUGACAUCCGAGAUUGUAUAUAUGACUGGCUUCUUCACAAUCUUUUCACUGUUUAUCCUGUAUGGCCUGUCUUUGAUCGCUCUGACUUUCCUGCUGAGCGUGUUAAUCAGGAGGCCUGUUCUUACUGGCUUGGCUGUGUUCUUCCUGACCCUAUUUUGGGGAUGUUUGGGCAUUUUGGUAUUGUAUAGGAAACUUCCUGUAUCUUUGGAAUGGAUUUUAAGUCUUCUCAGUCCCUUUGCUUUCACUACUGGAAUAGUUCAGAUGAUUGUCUUCGAUAAUGACCCUCAGGGAGAUUCCUCCCUAAUGAUGGCAACUUUUGUCAUGUUGCUCCUGGAUACUGUUCUCUAUAUGGCAUUGACAGUGUAUUUUGACAAACUCCUGCCCGGUGAUUACGGGCACAGACACUCUCCCUUGUUUUUCCUCAAGUCUUCGUUUUGGUCCCCAAUCCCGAGGUCUGGACGGGUGGUCUUUGAGAACGAAAACAACCCCAUCCAUUCUUCCGACAACUCCUUUGAACCCGUGUCCCCAGAAUUCCAUGGGAAAGAAGCCAUCAGAAUUAAAAACAUUAAAAAAGAAUACAAAAAGAAGUCUGAAACAGUGGAGGCCUUGCAAGGUUUUCAAUUGGACAUCUACGAAGGCCAGAUCACGGCAAUCCUCGGGCACAGCGGGGCUGGAAAAUCAACCCUGUUAAACAUCCUCUGUGGACUGUUGGAUCCUUCUGAAGGCUCAGCUACCAUCUAUAACUACAGUGUCACUGAAAGGACUGACGUGGAGGAAAUUAGGAAGAUCACUGGAGUUUGCCCACAAUUCAGUGUUCAUCUUGACUCUCUAACUGUGAAAGAGAACCUCAGCUUAUUUGCUAAAAUCAAAGGGAUUCUUCCUGAAGAGAUGGAGCAAGAGAUACAGAGGGUUUUAAUGGAAUUGGAAAUGAAAGCCAUCCAGGACACCCGAGGUUCCAGUUUAAGUGAUGGACAGAAGAGAAAGCUGACCUUCGCCAUCGCCAUUUUGGGAGAUCCUCAGGUGCUGCUGCUGGACGAGCCGACGUGUGGACUGGAUCCCCGCUCCAGACUCCGGGUGUGGGAUCUGCUGAAGUCCCGAAAGUCAGACCGCGUCAUCCUCCUCUGCACCCACCGCAUGGAUGAGGCCGACGUCCUGGCCGAUAGGAAAGUGUUUAUCUCCAAUGGGAAGCUGAAAUGUGCCGGAUCGUCUCUGUUCCUGAAGAAGAAAUGGGGGAUUGGAUAUCACUUAAGUUUGCGUGUGAAUGAAACCUGCAACUCGGAGAGAAUAACCUCUCUGGUUCAAAGGCACAUCCCGGAUGCAAAGUUGGCUGGCAAAAAUGAAGAGAAACUGGUGUAUAUAUUGCCCUUGGAGAGGACAGAUAAGUUUCCAGCUCUCUACAGUGAGCUAGACAGCUGUACAGACCAAGGGAUUGUUAAUUAUGGAGUUUCCAUGACAACUUUGAAUGAAGUGUUCCUGAAACUUGAGGGGAAAACAGCAGUGGAUGAAGCAGGCCCAGGAAUCCUGGGACAGGAGCCCGGAGGCGGUGGAAAGCCCUCUGAACCGGAGCAAGCUACGCCAAGACUCCCGGAGAUGAAGAGGGACUUCCUCAGCGGCCUGGCUCUCUGGAGACAACAGUUCAGGACCAUGGCACGAAUCCGCUUCCUCAAGCUGAAGUGUGAGAAGAGACCUCUCCGCUCCCUAUUCUUCCUACUAGUGAUUUCUUUUUCACCGCUGAUUCUGGAACAUUUACUACUGAAAAUAUUUCUUCAACCUCGUGUUUGGCCACUUAAUCCUGGUCUCUAUUUCCUCUCUUCUGGACAGAAGCCACAUGCUCAUCUCACCCCUCUCUUGAUCUUAAAUAACACAGAUUCCCCUAUUGAAGAUCUUAUACACUCUCUCGAGCGGCAGAAUAUAGUGUUGGACGUAGAUGAUUUUGCAAGUAAAAAUGGCACCUAUGAUCCCUCACACAAUGGGGCAAUCGUAGUAUCCCGGCAAGAAAUGGAUUACAGGUUCUCAGCCGUAUGUCAUACCAAGAGACUGAAUUGCUUUCCUGUCCUCAUCAACAUAAUCAGCAAUGCGUUACUUGGGAUUCUUAACUCUACCGAACAGAUUCAAAUCCAGAGAGGCUAUUUUGCAGAGAGAGACUUUUACAUGGGAUUUGAAAGUUUUGAGAGCUCAUUUUUCUGGAUAUUCAUGGCAGCAAGCAUCUCUCCUUACAUUGGAAUGAGCAGUAUCGGUGACUAUAAGCUAAAAAUCCGUUCCCGGCUGCAUUUCUCGGGGCUCUUCCCUUCUGCAUACUGGUGCGGGCAAGCUGCCGUGGACAUGCCCCUGAACAUGUUCAUCCUCAUCUGCAUGUCAGCACCUAACUACUUUCUGGCGCUGAACAGUUUGAUGCUGCCAACCGUCAUCAUCUGUACAGUGGUGGCGGGCAUUAUUAGCUGUACGGCUUCGAUGGUGGCGUUCAUGUACGUGGUCUCGUUCAUGUCUCGCAAGAGGAGUAGUAAUGAUUUCUGGUGCCUGUGCUUCUUUGUCAUCUCUAUUUUCUCAUUUAUGCUCUUCGUGCAAUUCAACUUCUCCUUAUUCCUCAUGCUGCCUUGCAUUAUAUUGGUUCCUUUCUGCACAUUGAUUGGCUGCACAAUCCUUUUCUUCCAUCCCUGCCUCCAGUGCCUCCUUUUCCUUUUUAUCCUGCGCUGCCUGGAGGCUAAGAAAGGGAAGAAAAUGAUGAAAAGGGAUCCUAUUUUCAGAAUUUCCCCAAGAAUCAAUAGUGCAUAUCCCAGCCUGGAAGAACCCGAGGGAGAAGAUGACGACGUUUCAGCCGAAAGAGCAAGAACGGCAGAUGCCCUGGAUUCUUCAAAUGCUCAGGAGAAACCAGUUAUCAUCGCUAGUUGUCUAUGCAAGGAAUAUGAAGGCAAGAAGAGAAAUUGCUUCUCAAAGAGAAAGAAGAAAGUGGCUUCAAGGAAUGUCUCUUUCUGCGUAAAACAAGGAGAAGUGUUGGGGUUGCUCGGACACAGCGGAGCUGGGAAAAGUACAUUGCUCAGGAUGAUUGUUGGAGAAACGACACCUUCUGCAGGGAAGGUGAUACUCAAACAGAAUGAAUUAGUUUCUGGGAGCCUGCGGGGAGAUGAGGAGAGGAGAUUCCCUGCGUACUGUCCCCAGGAGGAAGCCCUUUGGCCAGACUUUACGGUGAGAGAACACCUGGAGGUUUAUGCAGCUGUGAAAGGAAUGACAAAGGAAGAUGCCACUGCCUCCAUAACAAGAAUUUCUGAGAUCCUCAAGCUGCAGGAACAUCUGAAAGUUCCGGUCAAGAAACUGUCUGUGGGGAUAAUCCGGAAGCUGUGCUUUGCUUUGAGCAUGCUGGGAAAUCCCACAGUCGUUCUUCUGGAUGAACCAUCGACCGGAAUGGACCCAAAAGGGCAGCAGCAGAUCUGGCAGAUGAUCCGCGCGACCUGCAAAAGCAAGGAGAAAGGCGCCAUCCUGUCGACUCACAACAUGGCAGAGGCAGAGGCCGUGUGUGACCGGGUGGCCAUCGUGGUGGCGGGACAGCUACGCUUUAUCGGUUCCAUCCAACACCUGAAGAGCAAGUUUGGCAGCGAUUACGUACUGGAAAUGAAGGCGAGGGAGCCUGGUCAAAUGGAGCCUCUUCACGCCGAGAUUCUUAGGCUCUUUCCCCAGGCGGCCCGGCAGGAGAGGUAUUCCUCACUGAUGGUCUACAAAUUACCCAUGACCGAUGUGUGCCCUCUCUCAGCGGCCUUUAUGAAACUGGAGGAAGUGAAACAAGGCUUCGACUUGGAGAAUUACAGCCUUUCUCAGUGUACGUUCGAACAGGUAUUCUUAGAACUCACAAGGGAACAGGACCUGGAAUGCUUGGAUGAGGAAUUGGACCUUACAGUAAAGUGGAAGCUCCUUCCCUCGGAAGACCCCUAGAGCCUAACUCUCUUCUUCUCUAAUUUACAUAGCAGUUCGAUGCAUUAACAGUAAUUACACUUGUACACGGUCUCAAAGAAUACAAUAGCAUCGUGAAAUCUAUUUUAUAUUUUUACCAAAGGAUGGAUUAUGUUUAUCACAAUAAGAUAGACCCUGAGGUAAGUGCUUGUUUUCUGGUUGGCUGGAGCGAAAGGAGCCCUCAGGACAGUAAUGGAAGAGGUAUAGAGGUUGGAGUAGUUCUGUGCGUUUUAAAUACCAUCCUGGCUAUAUAUUCUGCAUGAAAUGAAGCCAAUAAAAUACCAAUAUAAUGGACUUUUCUUUCA